Molecule: messenger RNA, 1632 nt
Organism: Epinephelus lanceolatus (giant grouper)
Lineage: Eukaryota; Metazoa; Chordata; Actinopteri; Perciformes; Serranidae
Gene: nuf2
Product: UF2 component of NDC80 kinetochore complex
Biological process (GO): mitotic spindle organization; kinetochore organization; meiotic chromosome segregation
Cellular component (GO): kinetochore; Ndc80 complex
Molecular function (GO): protein-containing complex binding
Source: RefSeq, a predicted model, not a curated record
AUCAACACGGAAGACGUUUUAAGGCGCCAAUUUUGUGUCGUCGCUGAAACAGAAAUAGUUUUUUCGUGUUGUUUUUUUGUAGCUGGUAUUAAAAUUGCGACAAUGACAGAAAACACCUUCCCCGUCUAUGCUGUGGAUGCGAUAGUGAACUUUUACCGGACAGAAGUUCUCACGGGUCAAGAGGCGAAACAUUUCAACAAGAGCGACCUGACUCCUACUCCUAAGCCAGAGGCGGUUCAAACGUUGUACAUGAGAGUGUUGCAUCUCCUGUAUCGUUUCAGACCUGAGUGUCACUCCAUGCUUCCUCUUUUGGAGAACAUUCAGAAUCCAGUAUAUCAUGAGGGGACAACAGCUAUCAUGAGCGUCUAUAUGCGCAUGCGGCAGUUUCUGCCAAUGUGUUUGGUGUACGAUUUUUCACUGAAUGACCUUCUAGCGCCAAAAAAACAGAAGACUCUGACUGUUUUAAGUGCCAUAAUGAACUUUCUUCACUUCAGGAAGCAGAGGAUGGACAUCAUCUUGGACAAACAGGCCAAAUUUAGGGCAGACAUGGACAGGCUGCAGGCUUACACCAGAGGCAAUAUAGAGGCAGAGAAGAAGAUCGAGCUGCUGACGACCAUACCACCAGAGCAGCAGGCUGAGGCCGAUGAGCUGGCAGCUGCUCUUUCUGAGCUGCACGCUACCACCAUGCAUGAAUAUCAGGAAGUGAAUGCCAUAAAUGAAAGUAUCGCAGAAUGGAAAACCAAAAUUGCAGAGAAGACUCAGAAACUGGCCCAGGUUAAGGUGGAUGUUAGCAACCUGAAGGAAGACAUUGCAAAACUCAAGUCUCAGAUUGUGGAGUCUCCAGAGGAGCUGAAGAGUCAGAUGGAGAGGAUGAGGGAGAACGUCAAGAACAUAAAGAACUCCAUCGAAGAAGCAGAUGAGCGAGUGGUGGAGCUGCAGAACAUGGUGCAGAGUAUGACCCACACUGAGGCUGAGAUCCAGCAGAUGUACAACAUGCUGCAGGACCUGGAGAGCAGCAUGAACAACACCAAUCAGCGACAGGAGGAGCACCAGGAGCUCAUGGCUCAGUAUGAGAAGAAGCAGAAGGAGCUGAAAAACCUGUGCACUGAGGAAGGCCAGUUGAAGCGAGCUCUGGCCAUGAAGCUGGACAAAGAGUCUAAACAGAACAUCCGCAGGCAGAAGCAGAGAGAGAUGAAGGAGCAGCAUGUUCAAGACGUGCUGGGGCAGUGUAACCAAAUCCAUCAGAAGCGUGAGGAGAUGGCUGAAAAGAUCCAGGAGAUCUCUAGAGAGACACAGCAGUUGAAGGUUAAGAUCCAGAGCCUGAGAGACGUCUGCAGCAAAGAGACAGAGAAAGCUCAGGCUCUGUAUGACACUCUGUCAACUUCAAUGGAUGAGCUGCACAGGAGAAUUGAGAUGCACGUCAUGGACCUGAAACAAGACGUCACCAAGAUGUCUGCAAACUUUUAAUUGGAUCAUUUUGCAUGUUCAUCAUUAUAUUACUGUGUGGUAUUAUGGUUGUGUUUUUACUCCUCUUACCUGUUGUUGCCUUUGUAACCUUUGUUAUUUAAAAUGUUAAAGACAAAGUUAUAUAUCAGUUAAUAAAUCUGAUCAGUUCAGACCGUGUAGCUCAAA